GCCUACUACUAUAAGAAUUUAUAAACUUUCUUAAUUAGCAGAUUAUGAAAAAAAGAGAUAAGAACGUGAUUAUCACCUCAAUUGGUCAUCAUCAUUUCAUCAUCACAAAGCUUGAAUGGUCAUAACUCAUAAUCCCACCCUUGCUUCAAACUUCAAAGGGUCCAUAAUCAUUACCCAAAACAAUUACAUAUAUUGUUAGAGCCAAUAGGUCUUGCAUACUACAUAGUUAACAAAAAAAGAUAAGUCCCUCUCUUAAUCGCAACCAAUAAUCCCCUCUUUAAUUCUUCUUCUCCUUUCAUAUUAUCACUUUGAUGAUUUUAUUUUAUUUUUUAUUUUUUUGUGUGCAGGUGAUGAGAUUAUGAGUGCUCUCUCCCUUUUUCUCCUCGCCCUGUUUUUAAAGGUCACACACACACACUGACUGUAAAGCUUCUUAAAAAACAGUUAAUAUUUAAUAACAUAAAAAUGUAUAUCUCAGUCAACAAUGUGAUGAAUUGUAAGGUGAGACUUUGAAAAAGCCAGCAUUGGAUUCCUUUUUACUUAUGUAAAACUGUUGAUUAUAAUGGUAACUAAAGAGAUUUUACCACUAGUAAUAAUCUGUACUGUCUUCCUUCCCCUCCGCUCCUUCUUUACCACUUUCUGCUAAUUCCUAUCUCAAUCUCACACACUCUCCAUGUGUUGUCCUUUAUUCCUAAAUUCCUAAAUUAGGAACACUCUUAGUCUUAACUACAGCAAACAGUAUAACGUCACAAUGUCAGUUUUAUCAAUUCAUCAAUUCAUUCACAGAGAGAAUACAGUCGAUAGUAAUGGCGGCCGAUCAAAAGCUCAACAAGAAAUCAAUGGCUAUCAAAUGGAUCAGUGGGAUCACUGUUUUGAUCUGUUGUAUCGCCGUUCCUCUGGCGAUCUUCUUCUGCGGUGGGAUUAACCAGAUCAAGUACGACCGGUUCAUCAACCCGGAGCAAGAUCUCAAGCGGUUUCAACCCCUCCACAAUCUGUUCUUCUUCUAUGUCGGGGUUGAUUCCGCCAUUGGGCUGAGCGCUUCUUUGUGCUUGAUGGUGUUGGUGAUGGAUUUUCUCGAAGAUAAGUUUCCAGAUCCAGCCGCCCCAAUUCAGAGCACAAAAAAAUCUGGGGCUAUUCGCAAAAACUGGUCACCAUCACUCUGUUCUGCAAUUACAUUCGUUGUUCUGUGUUAUGUUUUCCUGAUAGGGCUGAUUGUGAUGACUUAUACCGAGGAGACGCGUCCAACGCGGAUCAAAAUCAGGCAUCAUUCCCACAUCAGCCCGGAGGAGAUGCGGGAUUUUCAAGAACUGGACAUGAUGUCGUAUUGCGCUGCGGGAGUUUUCCUCGCCGCUUUGGUUCUGAAAACUGCUUUUUUCUGUUGGUUGGAUGGAAUUUUUAAGGGAAAUCAACAUUCUGAAGGUGGAGGUGAAGGUGAUGCUGAGCUCGUCUAACUCCAGCCCAGGGCGGUUAGUGGUGAUUAAUUUGCUUUGUAGUAGUAGUAGUAGUAAUAGGGUUUAAUAGUUUGUUUAUUUUAAUUUAUGUAAGUUUAGAAUAUUGCGAGCUGUUCUGUUCUAUUUUCUUCUCUCUUUCUUUUUUUACCCCUUCUGUCGUAGACUCGUAGAGGUAUCUCUACUAUGUAGUGGAACCUUGAUUUUAUAUUUAAUUAUUAAUCGGGAAGUUUUUUUAGAUAAUUA
Oldenlandia corymbosa var. corymbosa is the source of this 1691-nucleotide messenger RNA. NCBI's taxonomy places the organism in Eukaryota, Viridiplantae, Streptophyta, Magnoliopsida, Gentianales, Rubiaceae. The record is from the annotation of a GenBank genome assembly.